AUGUUCAUGCACAGCGAGGCCGACAUCAAGAAGGUGAAGCGCGUGCAGUUUGGCAUCCUCGGCCCAGACGAAAUCAAGGCGAUGUCUGUGAUGCAGCCUGACGGAGUGACCUCGGACCGCACGUUCGACAACGGCAAGCCGGUGCAGGGCGGGCUGAUGGACCCGCGCCUCGGCUCCAUCGACCGCUACAUCAACUGCGCCACCUGCGGCAUGGACCACAACGAGUGCCCCGGCCACUUUGGCCACAUCGAGCUCGCAAAGCCGAUACGCUCCGCUGCGUCUGCUUCUCCUGCUCUGUGA
Emiliania huxleyi CCMP1516 is the source of this 300-nucleotide messenger RNA. RefSeq lists its product as hypothetical. Gene Ontology annotation, biological process: DNA-templated transcription. Bases 1 to 300 code for a protein of 99 amino acids. Lineage: Eukaryota; Haptophyta; Isochrysidales; Noelaerhabdaceae. The transcript has 2 exons. Gene Ontology annotation, molecular function: DNA-directed RNA polymerase activity; DNA binding. The record is from RefSeq and is a predicted model, not a curated record.